This is a messenger RNA of Pisolithus orientalis, 1487 nucleotides long. Its product is annotated as D-isomer specific 2-hydroxyacid dehydrogenase. Bases 276 to 1274 code for a protein of 332 amino acids. Lineage: Eukaryota; Fungi; Basidiomycota; Agaricomycetes; Boletales; Pisolithaceae. Gene Ontology annotation, molecular function: NAD binding; glyoxylate reductase (NADPH) activity; hydroxypyruvate reductase [NAD(P)H] activity. The record is from RefSeq and is a predicted model, not a curated record. Gene Ontology annotation, cellular component: cytosol. The transcript has 8 exons.
ACAGCCAUCUCUUGGAAGAUAUCGGAGAGAUAUGAGAGCAGUCGUGGGAGCGGUUUUAUCACGGAAGGCCGCUCGAGUAUCUGUGUCAACGUCCCGGAUUGCCUUUCAACUUAGUCUCCUGCAUUACAGGUCGUACUACGGCUGUCAGCCAGCCCGACACUUCGCAGACAUGUCUCAGUCUGGGUCAUUUGCACGCCCCUCUGAUGGUGCUCUGCAACUAACUGCCGUACAGGAAACACAAGGUAGUCGUCUGCCGCAAUCUUGGGCCUGACGCGAUGUCUCUUUUGGAGGCAACACCUGAACUGGACCUUGUCGUCUGGCCGGACGACCGAAGCUGCGACCGGACAUGGUUGCUAGGCAACAUUCCAGGCUCUACUGGGCUAGUUGUCAUGCUCACAGAAAAAGUUGACUCCGAAAUCUUGGACAGAGCCGGUCCCUCCUUGAAAGUUGUUUCGACAAUGUCAGUUGGGAAUGAACAUAUUGAUCUCAGAGCUGCGGCUCAGAGAGGGCUGAGGGUGGGGUAUACCCCCGACGUCCUCACUGAUGCAGUUGCCGAUCUGUCCGUGAUGCUCGCACUGAUGGCAAGUCGCAAUGCUGGAAUAGCGACGGCGGUCGCGAAAGAUGGACAAUGGCCAAACCACCCGUGGUCACCUUUUGCGCUGUGUGGUCCUCAGCUAAGUACGAUGGCCUCUUCUCCGGCACGAAAAGCCGGCUUCCUUGGCUUCGGUCGGAUCGCUCAGGCGACCUUGGCACGGCUUGUCUCAUUUGGGAUCACUCACUGCUUGUAUUCGUCCAAUCCAUCGUCGCCCACAAAUCACGAGCGCGAUGCGGAAUUAGCGAAGAGGUACAACUUGCAAUCGGUAACCAAAGUAGACAUCGACGAACUUGCCCGCGAAAGCGACUUCAUCUUCGUAUUGGCGCCCGGUGGACACGAUACCUAUCACAUCAUCAACGAGAACUUUCUGAAGCAAAUGAAGAGGACAAGCAUCCUCAUCAAUGCGAGUAGGGGAACUCUGGUCGAUUCUGAUGCGCUGGCCAGGGCACUUCGAGAAGGCUGGAUAUGGGGUGCUGGCCUCGAUGUAGUGGAAGGGGAGCCAAAUGUGACAAUCGACCAUCCGCUGAUCAAGGAACCUAAAUGCAUCAUUUUACCGCACAUCGGAAGUGCUACCUUGGAGACCCGGAGGGCUAUGGCGGUGCGUGCAGCCCAAAAUGUGAUAGCAGGAGUACUAGGAGGGAAUAUGCCCGCAGAGGUGUAUUUAUCAGGUUACCGGUAACUGGCAUGCUGUACUGCUGACCACGGAACUCCGUGACCUCAUGCAAUUAGAAUGAGAAGCCAUUUUGAUGAAGUGAAGCCACGUUCAUGGGUGUGCCGGGGUAGCCGCGUUGUCAUCAGGGCGCCCGAUCAGGAAAUGAGACCCCUGAUAAGAUGGUGGCUGUGUAAGUCGCACCCCUUCAAAUAGGGACGCGCCGAGGAUGCCAAAAAUUUG